Arachis duranensis is the source of this 834-nucleotide messenger RNA. RefSeq lists its product as uncharacterized. Bases 113 to 628 code for a protein of 171 amino acids. The transcript has 2 exons. Gene Ontology annotation, molecular function: protein binding. The record is from RefSeq and is a predicted model, not a curated record. Lineage: Eukaryota; Viridiplantae; Streptophyta; Magnoliopsida; Fabales; Fabaceae.
GACGCAAGUAAUUAUUAUCACGAUUCUCGUAGCCUUAUUAAAUCCCUAUAUAAAUAAGGGAGGAGUGGUUCUAUUGUUAGGCUUGAAGAGAAAGCGCGGCCACACCACCAAGAUGGGCGGCGACAACCUCAAGUUCCUCUGCAGCUACGACGGUAAAAUCCUCCCCCGCUAUCCCGACGGCAAGCUCCGCUACCUGGGCGGCCACACCCGCCUCCUCUCCCUCCCUCGCUCCACUGCCUUCUCCGAGCUGCUUGUGAAGCUGGGAGACCUGUGCGGUUCCCCCGUCACUCACCUCCGCUGCCAACUACCUACGGAGGACCUCGACGCCUUGGUCUCCAUCACUUCCGAUGAGGAUCUCGCUAACCUUCUCGAGGAAUACGACCGCGUUUCAUCUUCCAAGAUCAGGCUCUUCCUUUCCUAUUCAUCCCCCGCCAAAACUACGCCAUCCUCCUCUUCCUCUUCUUCUUCCUCCUCCUCGACGUCGUCGUUUCGCGCCCAAAUGUGUACCGGAACCAAGAAAUCCGCUGUCACUGCGAGAAAUUCCGCUUUCCCCUGCUAUGGUUACCGUGUCCCGGGAAACGCCGGUGGUGUUGUUUACCUCGUAAACAACUGCAACCACUGGCACUAGUGCCAGCUUAGCUUCGAUCCACGGAUGAUGGAACAGAACAACAAUUAAGAAACUAUUUUACUAAUUAAGAAAAGGAUGUGAAUUUAAAGAUAAUUAUAUAAAUGUGUACAUAUGUGAUAUAAAUCGCUGGGAAGGAUUGGAGUUUUAGAUUGUGAUCCUUGCUUUGACCAUUAAUGAAUUCCAGUCAGAUUUCGUUUCGAUCCAAA